AUGACGACUAGACCGAAAAUUAAAGUGGCAUCGAUUAUAAACGGAAAAUAUUUGGUGAGCUACAGUAAUCCAGGAGUACUGUAGUGGAGCUUGAUUUACAGUAAUUCUGGACUACAGUAACCUUUAGAAAAAAAUAAGCAGUCCCAAAUUUCUUUUGGGUCUGCCAAUUAUUUAUUGAACAUUUUGUGUUCUGCAAAUAAAACGACAGAUAGUUCAGUGGUAAAACUCUCGAUUAUGAAUCUGAUGGUGGCGAGUUCGAUCCCUCCUGCAUGCGAACUUUUAUUUUUUUUUUAACCCAAAAACAAUUCCAGGCGUUCCGAAAACUUGGCGAAGGUGGCUGUGGAUCAAUCUACGAAGUGGCCCUAGUCAAAUGCCCCCAAAAACGAUUUGCAUGCAAAGCCGAAACUACAGUACCCGAUGAAGAUCCAACUCUACCAAUGGAGCACAAAGUGAUUCAACUCUUAAAUGAGCGAAAUUCUCAACAUUCCGUGGAGCUUUUGGAAAAAGGCAAGGGCGAAAAUUAUCAAUUUCUGGUGAUGACUCUGUUGGGGCCAUCUUUGGAUGCGAUUCGCGCCACUUUACCGCUCAAAAAAUUCUCGACGUUUUCGACGUUGGUUGUGAUUAUACAGGCGUUGGAUUCGUUGAAGGAAUUGCAUGAUAUUGGGUGGGUUUUUGCAAACGACACUCCGCGUUGAUUACACUGCCUUUCGAAAAAAAAUUCAAGAAAAAACAAUUUUAAAAAAAAAACAAUUUUUCCUAUUUUUUGACAUUUUUUCCACACAAAAAUGAAAAAAAAAUAGAAUCAAAAAAAUUUUUUUUUUAAUUUUUUUUUGUUCAAAAACAGAAAAUUCGUUAAUUUCAUCGUUUCCAGCACGAAAAAUAACCCUAAAACCAAAUUCAAAAAAAUUUUUUUUAAAAAACAACGACACUCCGCAAUGACGCGUUGUGUAGUUCUCGCGGACAAGUUUCGAAAAUUUUCUUUUUUUCUCGGUUUCGCGCUAUUUUUUACGACACUCCGCGUAGAUUACACUGCAUUUUCGAAAAAAAAUACUAAAAAUAACUAUUUUUGACAAAAAAUUUCGUCAAAAAACUAUAUUUUUUCCUAUUUUUUGACAUUUUUUCCACACAAAAAUAAAAAAAAUGUCAAAAAAUCAGAAAAUUCGGUAAUUUCAUCGUUUCCAGCACGAAAAAUAACCCUAAAACCAAGAAAAAAUUUUUAAAAAACAACGAUACUCCGCAAUGACGCGUUGUGUAGUUCUCGCGGACAAGUUUCGAAAAUUUUAUUUUUUCUCGGUUUCGCGCUAUUUUUUUACGACACUCCGCGUUGAUUACACUGCCUUAGCUGCGAAAAUCACGAAAUUUCAGAAAAAUGUGAGCUUUUUUGACAAAAAUCAGAAAAUUCGGCUUUUUUGACAAAAAACUAUAUUUUUUCCUAUUUUUUGACAUUUUUUCCACACAAAAAUGAAAAAAAAAAUGUCAAAAAAUGUUUUUUUUUUACAAAAAUCAGAAAAUUCGGUAAUUUCAUCGUUUCCAGCACGAAAAAUAACCCUAAAACCAAGAAAAAAAAUUUAAAAAAAAACAACGACACUCCGCAAUGACGCGUUGUGUAGUUCUCGCGGACAAGUUUCGAAAAUUUUCUUUUUUUUCGGUUUUGCGUCAUUUUUCAUGUUUUUGAAGCGUUUUCUCAAUCAAAAAUCGAUAAACGACACUCCGCUUGAUGACACUGCAUGUGUUUUUCUUUUUCGAAUGAAAUUUUCGCAAAAAUCGCGCAAACAACACUCCGCGCGAUGUUUUCCCUAAAAAACUAUCAACCGCGCUCCACCGAACUCAUCAAUUUUUUCCAGCUUCAUUCAUCGUGACGUCAAACCGGCCAACUUUGCCAUCGGAACCCUCGGCACCCCGAAACAGCGACUUCUACACGUUUUGGAUUUCGGAAUCGCUCGACAAUAUGUGGUGAGUGUUUUUUUGCGCCAACAAAUGUUUUGCUGACGCAUUUUUUGUUGUUUCGCAGACAAAAACCGAAGAUGGACGUCAGAAAAUGAGAAGACAACGUAAAAUUGUGCCGUUUCGUGGAACAUUGCGAUAUUGUUCAGUGGCGACGCAGGAGCGAAAAGAGCAAGGAAGACAUGACGAUUUGUGGAGUCUGUUUUAUAUGUUGGUCGAAUUUUCGAAAGGUUAGGGUAGCCUAAUUAGGCUAAUCCACGUGGCAAUUUGCAUUUUUGUUUCAAAUUUCAGGUUCUCUACCAUGGGAAGGUCUUACCGAUGAAGAAGAGUUGCGAAAACUCAAAAGUGACAUGCAAGAACUCACCAACGGACUCGAUGAAGAAUAUGUGAGCAACAAGUCGUCUAUUCUAGCAAACCCGAUUAUGAAAUUUUGCGAAGAUUGUUAUUGAACGUGUUCAUUCGCCGCAAAUUCAAGGCGAAUAUGAAGGUUGAUUGGGAGCAUGGCGGGAGAUUUGAGCACUAUUUUGAGAAGAAAACGGCGACGUUGUAAGUGCAACAAAAAAAAAAGGAUGGGCUGAACCGGGGAUUGAACCCGCGACCUCUCGCACCCAAAGCGAGAAUACAUACCACUAGACCAUUCGGCCACACAUUUUCCCCUCUCUUUAAUUGUCAUGAUAAUAGUGUUGCAGGCCAACUGUGACGGAGAAAGAUAUGACAAACGUGGAAUUAGAAAAGUUAUUGGCAGUUCCGGAGAAGGUUGUGAAAGUGACAUUGGAAGUGAGUUAUGACGUGGCAAAAUUUAAAAAAAUCAAACUUUCAGGAAAAUAAUCCAUGGAAGUGAGUGCGGAUAAUUCAUGCAACGAUGAUACGCAAUUCCGGCGAUAGAAAAUUAAAAUCUGUCCGUCGCAAAAUGAGUCGCGAGAAAAACAAAAUCAUGCAAAUCGAGCCUGCAAAAUCUAUCGAGUUUUCACCACGACAAUUCCGUCAAGACAACAUGCGCAAAAAAAAGUCGCGCAACAAGAAAGUCGCUGGAAACAAAAAGCUGAAGUGGAGAAAAAGGAGCGAUUGGCGAAGAAAAUCGAAGCGCAACGAAGAGCCAAAGAAGAUGUUGUGGUGCCGGAAGAAAUUGCGACGGAGAUGAAGAAAAGGAAAUGA
Molecule: messenger RNA, 3099 nt
Organism: Caenorhabditis angaria
Lineage: Eukaryota; Metazoa; Nematoda; Chromadorea; Rhabditida; Rhabditidae
Source: the annotation of a GenBank genome assembly